AUGGAGGUAGUCGCGGAGAGCCCCUGCCCCUAUACCGCAGCAGCGGACGUCGGUCUCCGCGCGCGCGCGCCGCAGCUCCGCCAGCGGGCACCCGCGGAAGCACCAGCCGCGGGCUCCGAGCCACGCCUCGCCCGGCCGGGCGCUGGCAGGAGAGCGGCGAAUGCGACCCGCUCGCGGCAAUACUUGGCGCGAUGGACCCCCGAGGUGAGCUCUCCGCGCCCCUCCGUCUCCUCCCCUUCUAAUCGUCUUGUCAGUUCUCUCCGCCGCGCUACCAGGGAUGGUUGUCUCAAUUGUUCCCGCCCCCCCCACCUUCGUUGGCGCGCGCAGGAGGACGCGAUUCUGUUGGAGCACGUGAUGGCGCACGGCACGGCGGAGUGGGGGCAGCUCAGGGCGAGCGGCCGGCUGCCGCUGCGCGACAACAAGGCGUGCUGCAACCGCUUCCUGCUGCUCAAGAGGAAGUUCCUCCAACUCGACGACCACCAGCAGCAGGAGCCGCAUUACCAGCCGCAUUACGAGCAGCCCCGCCAGCAGCACGACACCUCCCCCUGGCCCCGCCGCCAGCAUGAUGCGCACCCCGCCAACCUCCCCUGCUGCCUCCAACCGGCUGACACCGCACUGCACCUGAUGGCCACUGCGCCACACGCCUACCCACAGGCGGCACAGGCAAGGCAGCACUCGGCGGCACGGCACAGCGGGUGGAAGGGCGAGUGGAGGGGGAGCCUUGAAGGGGUUGCGUGGUGGGAGGGGGUGGUGGACCCGCGCCUGGGAAGCACUCUCACGGUCGCACAUGCGUGGGAUGGCGCAGUGGCGUGCGGACGUGUUAGUGAGUCGGUGUGCAGCAAGAGUGCAUGGGUUCAAGGCAAUGCGGUGCGGCUGCAGCAACAAACGGCCGUGGUGAAGCAGCAGCAGCAGCAGAUUCACGCAGGUGGAGUGUGGGCGUGCGUGGAGCAGGCUGUGAAGGCAAGCGCCUCUGCUGCUCCAUCAGCAUGCUGUGCCGUGCUGCAACCACCCUCUGCCUCGCCUGCACUCCCUACCGCUUCCAGUCGCCUCAGCCACUGUCCUCUUGGUCUGCUGCACCCAGAUGCCCCACUCCCCCUUGCUGCACUCCGUGGCACCACUGCUGCGCCUGCCGCUGCUGGUGCUGCCAUUGACGCAUGUGUGAGGGCAGGGCCGUCGGACGGGCAGUCUCAGGCGGAUAUGGACAGGUGGGUUCUGGAGCAGGUGGGGCUCAUGGUGGGCGGGCAAGAAGGGACUGCGCCCGGGGGUGGUACGCUGCUGGCAGAUGUGAGAGGGGGAGGUGGGGUUGGAGUGGGUGGAGGAUUGGGAGAAAUGGAAAUUGCGGCAGGGGAUGGAGGGGGAAUGGUCGGUCAUGGGGGAAAGAGGACAAGGGUGAGUGGCGGAGGAAAGUGGGAUGAGCAGCAUGGGGAGGCGUGCAUGUGGGAGGGGCCUGGAAGUCACUGUGGAGGGAGGAAGCGGGUUGAGCAGGAAGGGGAGCCAGCGAUGCUGAGCCAGGAGGAUGGGCAUUGGCAGGCUGUUGCCAGUGACGAAUCCCGAGCUCAUAACCUUGAUGACACAAGGGUUCUGAAGAGCCAACUCCUGACUGUGUUGCAGAGUGCCCUUAGUGGUGACGAGAUAGAUAGUUUCAUGAAUCAGUAUGGAGAUGUUUGUCUCCUUGAGAGAACUUGCUGA
Molecule: messenger RNA, 1689 nt
Organism: Closterium sp. NIES-65
Lineage: Eukaryota; Viridiplantae; Streptophyta; Zygnematophyceae; Desmidiales; Closteriaceae
Source: the annotation of a GenBank genome assembly